Molecule: messenger RNA, 723 nt
Organism: Schistosoma curassoni
Lineage: Eukaryota; Metazoa; Platyhelminthes; Trematoda; Strigeidida; Schistosomatidae
Source: the annotation of a GenBank genome assembly
AUGUACGAUCAAACUGAAGUGGAAUUCCUUGUUAAUUUAAUUAUUAGUACACAAAAAUCAGAAAAAUCAUUUUCUCCUUAUGAAUAUGACUAUCAUUCAUUAAAUACUACUUCACAAUUUCCUACAGCAUCUACAGCACUUUCAUCGUCUGUAUCAUCUUUAAAAUCAUUUUCAAAUUAUCGUCCCCGUCAAAAAAUUCUUAUUUGUGGAUUACCAGAUGAUAUAUCCCCUUGUUUAGACUAUGCAAUGAUAGCGAAACCUGGAAUGAUUGACUAUUCAUCUCUAAUUAUUGCCAGUACUGAUAUUGACGAAUUAAUUGUAAAUUAUUUUGGAAAAAUUAAAAUUCAUCUUGUCAAUUGGGAUGAAACAGACUACGAAGAGAUGUUAAUUGAACGUGUACGACCGAGAUCAGAUAAUUUUGUUAUUCCGUUAGUGAUUGAAUUUCAACCAACUAUUAGACGAAUGAAACGAAUUAGAGAAUUAUUAGAAAAGAAUGGUACAUUAGUAAUACCAAGUGAGAAUCCUGAAUGGCGGAUACGAUAUACAAAUUUAAUGAAUAGUUUUACAGAAAACAAUGGAACACUCAUUAAAUUAGCUGAAAAUGUCUUCGACGCUGGAUUUACACGUCAAAUUGAUCAUUUACUUGGGAGAAGACAUAUGCAUUCACGUAUCUAUUUCGGCUAUGAAAAACCAAUUGAAUCACCACAGAAAUUUAUUGACUAA